This is a messenger RNA of Entelurus aequoreus (snake pipefish), 975 nucleotides long. Its product is annotated as OCIA domain-containing protein 1-like. The transcript is spliced from 8 exons. NCBI's taxonomy places the organism in Eukaryota, Metazoa, Chordata, Actinopteri, Syngnathiformes, Syngnathidae. The record is from RefSeq and is a predicted model, not a curated record. The coding region runs from base 146 to 871 and encodes 241 amino acids. Gene Ontology annotation, cellular component: endosome.
UAAAGCCCCGUUUUCAUUUCCGGUUCACGUCAGAUUGGAUGACAUUGUCGCAAGUAAUGGCACACACGCUAGUAGCCUCAAUAUAACGGGUUAUUUAUCCUCUUGCGCAUUAAUUAAAGACUACCGAACGUGCAUUUUUGUUAUUAUGGACGACAUGUCUUCUACUACUGCGGGUUUCAACGAGGAGACGCAGCAGCAAGGAGCACAGGUCUCUCCCACUCUACCCGACAUCAGCAUCCUCAACCCCACGGAGGAGGAGAUAAGGGUGCUGAAAGAAUGUCAGUCGGAGAGUUUAAUGUUCAGACAGUUGCCCUUUGCUGUGCUGGGCGCUGCCGUGGGUCAUGGCCUUGUUGUCAAAGGGAUUCUCUCUGCAUCUGCGAGGUUUGGAGCUUUACCCAAAGUGGCCUUUGGGAUCCUUUUUGGCUCCGUGGCGGGGCAGUUGUCCUACAUCCCGACGUGUCGGGAGAAGUUGAAGAAGUUGGACAACUCUCCGAUAGGAGAGCAUUUGAGACGGAUGUCGCUGCAGCUUCCACAGUCUCCCGGCGGUCCUCAGUCAGAGAUGAGCGACCCCGACACCCCCAGCUUUGACGCCAUGUUCCGGCCAGCAGAAGACACCGGCCAGACACCAGAGCGAGGAUAUCCAAGAAGGAGUGUGGACUUCAACGCGCCAGUCCAGACCGACAUGGAGGACGACGUCCCCAAGAGGAAGGCCACCCUCUAUGAAGACCUGCGGCUCAAAAACCGAGAGAACUACGAGGUGACGCUGACUCAAAAGGCGGAGACGCUCCUUAAAGCCCCGCCUGAGAAGGAGUGGGAAAGACCGACCAAGAACGUGAAGACCAACAGCUACGGAGACACCUGGGAGGAGUGAGUCAGGUGACACUACCUCAGCGGCCAUUACUGACUUUGAAGGGACUCGUGCGUGGUUCUGUUGACUUUGUCUUUGCAAAUUAAACCAAAGUGCUGACGUCGUCA